AGCGGCGCUGGGAGAGCCGAGCUGCCGGCGGAAGGACGUCGGAGCGCCGCGACGAGGAAGUCGACCCCUCGGGACUCUGGAGGAUUUCUGGUUCUGGUUUUUUUUCUGUCACGGAUUGGGAGCGAGAAGGUGGAGGAAUAAUAACAAUAACCGUGAUUAUGUGCCUUAUUGGCGGCGGCUCGGUGCGUCCGGAGCGCUGAGGUCCGGGAGCGCAAAGGUGCGCUCUUUCCUUCCUCCUCCCGGUCUCUCCAUACGUGCAGCUGAUGUUAAGGAGCCAUGGACGCCCGCAAGGUGCGGAAACAGCCGCUCAAACCCAAAACGUCCAAGAAAUACAAGCACGGGGGCUUGAAGAGGAGGAAGUCGCUGCGGUCCUUCGGGAAUUUCAUGGAGCGGAUCCUGAAAACUUUGGGCACUUUGGCGCACUUGGGGGACCCGGAGCCGCAGACGCGCAACGAGGACGAGGAUGAUGGAGGUUUCGGGGGCGGCUUCUCGACCCGGGGCCCCUCAGGACGGAGCCCCGGGGCCCGGGACGGACCCGGGCCCCGGGGCUCUGUCCUGAGGGGCCCCGGGGACCAGCAGACCCCCGGCGCGCUGGGGCUCCAGAACCACGGAAACACCUGCUUCAUGAACGCCGUGGUGCAGUGUCUGAGCAACACCGACCUGCUGGCCGAGCACCUGGGCCUGGAGCAGUACAAGGGGGGGGCGGGGGCACCCUGGGGCCCCCGGAGGGACCCCAGGGUGCCCGGGGGCCCCGGGGUCCCCGGGGGCGUCCAGGACGGGGCCCGCGGGGAGGUCACCGAGCAGCUGGCGUCGCUGGUUCGAGCCCUGUGGACGCUGGAGUACACGCCGCAGCUGUCCGUGGACUUCAAGAGCAUCGUGGCCAAAUACGGCUCCCAGUUCCGAGGAAACUCUCAACACGACGCCCUGGAGUUCCUGCUCUGGCUCCUGGACCGAGUUCACGAAGACGCCAAUCAGAGCUCCGACGGCAAGACCAACGCCAAACCCACCGCCAAGGGUCCCGGUUCCUCUGAGAAUCCCUCACAUCCCAGUCCAGCCAGCGCCCAGAACCCUCGCAGCCGGCACAGCUUUGUGCAGGAACUCUUCCAGGCCCAGUACAGGUCUUCACUGACGUGCCCUCAUUGCCUUAAGCAGAGCAACACCUUUGACCCGUUCCUGUGCAUCUCCCUGCCCAUCCCCCUGCGACAAACCAGGCCGCUGUGCGUGACGUUGGUGUUCAGCUCCAAGGGCCAGCGCUACCUGCGCGUGGGGCUCGCCGUGCCGCUGUUCGGGGCCGUGUCCUGUCUGAGGGCCAUGGUGGCGGCGGAGGGCAACAUCUCUGCCGAGCAGGUCGUCCUCACGGAGCUCUACUCCACCGGGUUUCAACGCUCCUUCUGGGAUGACGACGACUUGACCGCCGUUGCCGAGAGCGACGUCGUCUACGCCUUCCAGGCUCCUCCCUUCUCGAGUCGCGGCGGCUCCUCGGCACUCUCAGGGCAUCACCACAGCCUCCCCUCGUCUCCGUACAGCUCCGGGCCUGACGGCCAGCGGCUGCCUCCGUCGGGCCACCUCUCCUCCGAGUUCCUGAACCAGAGCAGCUCCUCCAAGGUCCUGCUGCUCGUCUGCAACACGGCGGGGUCGGGCCAGCAGGCCGUCCGGUUCGGGCCUCCUUUCCUCAUGCGUGAGGACAGGAACCUCUCCUGGGAGCAGCUGCAGCAGAGCAUGCUCAGCAAGUUCUACUAUCUCAUGCUGAGUGGAUCUCAGGUGCAGAAUGCCGGGGUGCUGUUCAAGAUCCGAGUGGUGGGCGGAUCUGCAGCCUACAGCUACCUGUCUCCACACGACAGCCGGCCGCUGCACCACCCGGCGGUUGACAGAGCUUUGAAGUUCUGUGGUCCGGGCGGACCGCCACACGUGAAGCUUGUUAUCGAGUGGGAACACAGCUCCAAGGAAAGCUUGUUCGGCAGCAUCCAGGAGGAGGUGGUGAAGGAUGCCGACAGCGUGAGGACGCAGCAGCAGCAGCACCUGCAGCAGCACAGCUGCACCCUGGACGAGAGCUUCCAGCUCUACACGAAAGAGGAGCAGCUGGCCCCGGACGACGCGUGGAAGUGUCCCCACUGCAAGCAGCUGCAGCAGGGCAUGGUGAAGAUGAGUCUGUGGACGCUGCCGGACAUACUGAUCCUGCACCUCAAGCGCUUCAGACAGGUUGGUGAGCGAAGAAACAAGCUGUCCACCCUGGUGAGGUUCCCCCUCUCUGGUCUGGACAUGGCCCCUCACGUGACCAAGAGGAGUCAGAGCAUGAAGAACCUGCAGCAGGGCUCGUCCCAGCCCUCCAGGAAACAGCACCACCAGCCCGCAGACCUGACCCUGCCCCACGACUACCUGUACGACCUCUACGCCGUGUGCAACCAUCACGGAGGGAUGCACGGAGGACACUACACUGCUUACUGCAGGAACUCGGUGGAUGCCCAGUGGUACAGCUACGACGACAGCAGCGUGGACCUGGUGCCUCAGGAGGAAGUGGUCACCAAAGGAGCUUACAUCCUUUUCUACCAGAGACGCAACAACAUCCCCCCGUGGUCGGCCAGCAGCUCCAUCAGAGGCUCCACAAGUUCCUCCAUGUCGGACCACUGGCUCACCAGGCUGACGGGGGACAGCAAGAGAGGCAGCCUGGUGUCUCGCUCCUCCAGCGCCUUCACCUCCGUAGCCGACCCCCCAGACUCCCCCGUCUUCCAGGAUGAACCCGUCAAAGAGGGGCGAGGGGGCUUUGAGAGCAGACCAUUCGUCAGAGGCGUUAAGGGGCGGAGCAAGAGCAUGAGGGCCCCCAGCAAGGCCAGGGACAGCCUAAGCAAAGUGCUUCCUCUGCGUUGGUCCUUCGGUUCCAAGGACAGACGAAAACCUGAUCAAGUGCCUCCGCCGGCCCAGGAUCCUGCCCCCGUGGAGCUGGGGUGCACAAAGGAACCGAUAGCGGCGCUGAUGAGUGAAUCGCGCGGCAAAAAGGAAGCCGGCGGGGGCCGUGCAGCCGCCGCCGCUACAGGUCGGUCCUCCAGCGCCGGGAGUCUGAGCUGCGUGGGGAAGUCGGCGGAGGAGCCGCCGUAUCCGCAGGUCCCGGAGGGCCAGAGACGGCCCUCGGAGAAGACGGCCAGCCUGAAACGCAACAAGGGAAGUCAAUCGAAGGAGGAGAGCGCGGCGAAUAUCAGCACCAGCUUCAGCAGCAACACCCUCACCAGGAGGAAGGAUGCCAGGAAGCAGAUCUCCUCGAAGUCUUCGCAAGAAACAGAAACCAAACCGAGCUCGGGAACUGCAAUCCAUCCCAGCUUCAGCGCGCCCAGCAUUCAGGGUGGGACUCUGCGGAGACCAAAAGGGGCUAAUAAGGAUCAACAUGGUGCAACUGAUGAAAACCCCAGGAAAGAAGACGUGCAGAAGAGCCACGACGGUCUGUUCUCUUUCCUCAAAGGUAACUUCUUGAAGAAGGACAAAGACCCGAGGAAGUCCAAAGAGGCCGAAUCAGGGAGAGGGACGGACGAUGAAGGAGGCAGAAGGACCUUGUCAAAGGCCUCGUUGUCCAACGGAGCCGCGGGAGGCAGGACCGCAGCGGACGAGGGAAAGUCCAAAAGCUCAGGCCGUCAGGCCGACGGGCUGGUGAACGGGAAGCCGGGACGCGCCGCGGGAGACAUCAAACGCUCCCAGAGCUCGUCCAACAUACCCACCAAAGCGGAGCAGAACAUGCGCAGGACUGCGUCCUUACAUCGUAACGGGACGUCUGCGGCUCCGUCGCGGAGCCUGGCCGCGGACAAACCGUCUUACGGCACCCUGCAGAGAAAUCGGUACAGCACAACCUCACUGGGCCGAAAGAGGACGGUCCCAGAGUCCAGCUUCUGAUGCACACAACGCCUUUUUAUCCGAACGGAGAGCAAAGGACUUCCACUAUCUUAGAUCAAAGCAAUAGCGCUCCGAGCAGACGGAUACGCCUUUUUCUUAAUGAAGUGACCGGAUUGGUUUGCACAAUACAUUUGAGGGAUGGAGCCCAUGAAGGGCUUGAGAGAAAUAUGAAACGAUGUGGCCUGUCCGGUCCGUGGACUUCGCGGCCAUCCGUUUUUUGUUUUGAAAUGACAAAAUAAAAAUAGAGAUAUAAUCCAAAAUAAUCAGUUUCCCAUCUUUUGUUUUGAUAAUAAAAAACGGAAAACGGAUCGUUAUCCAUUAUCCGUUAUCCGAUUUCAUUGAUGUGUUUGAAAAUCGAAAUUGGGAAUUAAAUCAGCG
This is a messenger RNA of Cololabis saira (Pacific saury), 4254 nucleotides long. It is a transcript of the gene usp43a, whose product is annotated as ubiquitin specific peptidase 43a. The coding region runs from base 277 to 3876 and encodes 1199 amino acids. Gene Ontology annotation, biological process: protein deubiquitination. NCBI's taxonomy places the organism in Eukaryota, Metazoa, Chordata, Actinopteri, Beloniformes, Belonidae. Gene Ontology annotation, molecular function: cysteine-type deubiquitinase activity. The transcript is spliced from 17 exons. The record is from RefSeq and is a predicted model, not a curated record.